AUGAAUCGAAAAAACAUACCAGUUAUUCUUGAUGUACAAGGCGCUGAUGAAUCAUCAUCAAAUCAACGAUCAUUAAGCUCGGCUGUUGAUCGUGUCUUUAUCGAUAACGAUGAACUGAUAACACUGGAUCCUCGUAAAGAAUCAAUUGACAAAGAUCCACGUAUAAAAGCAAUAAAAGAUGGUGUACAAGACAUGUAUAGACUCAACCAUUCGGAACUGGAAGCAGUUUGGCCUACCCUACAUGAUUGUUUAUUGCUAAAACGGCGCAAUGCUAAAAAGAAAGUGGCAAAAAUGCGUCAAUCUGAUAUUCAAGAUAAUUCGUCCAAUAAUAAUUUACCUGCAAGUCAAAGCACAAGCAUCAAAAUCAGUACUAACGAACAAUCAAAAACUUGA
Molecule: messenger RNA, 393 nt
Organism: Rotaria socialis
Lineage: Eukaryota; Metazoa; Rotifera; Eurotatoria; Philodinida; Philodinidae
Source: the annotation of a GenBank genome assembly